GGCUGGCUGACGGGCGCCACGCAGCCCCGCCCCACCCCAUCCCGUCUUGGCCUCCGGGCAUCGUCCAUGGAAGCCCGCCCGGACUGGGCAGCAUGGCCGAUGGGCGCUCCCGCCCCGAAAGCGGUGGCUAUGCCGAUGACGACGGGCCCCCGCCCACCGCCUCCUUUCAGUUGGGCAUCGAAGACUCGCAGGAGCACUUGGACGAGCUGCAGUUUUCGCUGGUUCACUCCCAGGACGCCGACAAAGAAGACAUUGCCGAGGAGAUCGAGGCGCUCACCUGUCGCUCGGUGGCCGCCCAUGGGCCCGAGGAGGGCUUCGACUCGCUGGAUGGCUACAGUGGGCGGGGCAGUAGUCGGGCCUUUCGCCCGCACUCGGUGGAGUUCGAGGACACCCUCUCGGAGAUGAUGACCAUCCAGCGCGUGGACUCGCAAGACGUGCUCUUCGAUUCUCGGCCCAAGAAAGCCAAGAUCAUCGGCCAGUACGUCAUCGGCGACCUCUUGGGCGAAGGUAGCUACGCCAAGGUCAAGGAGGCCAUGCACCAGGACCAGCUCAUUCGGCGGGCCAUCAAGAUCAUGAAGCGCAAAAAACUCAAGCGCAUCCCCAAGGGUGAGGAAAACGUGGAGAAGGAGAUCCGAUUACUGGGUCGACUCUCACACGCCAACGUCAUGUCCCUCAUCGAGGUGCUCUACAACGAAGAGAAGGGCAAGAUCUACCUGGUGCUCGAGUAUUGUUGUGGUGUACUCAAGGACAUGCUCGACGCCGCCGACCGGCAUCGCUUUCCCAUGUGGCAGGCCCACUUCUACUUUGGCCAACUGCUCGAGGGCCUCUCCUACUUGUACUCUAAGCGGGUCAUUCACAAGGACAUUAAGCCCGGGAAUCUGCUUCUCAACACGGCCCACGUGCUCAAGAUCUGUGAUUUUGGCGUGGCCGAGGAACUUGAUCUCUUCGCCCCGGACGACACCAUCACCACCAGUCAAGGUACGCCCACCUUCCAGCCGCCUGAGAUUGCCAAUGGAGCGGAUGCAUUUGCCGGGUUCAAAAUCGACAUCUGGAGCUCGGGCGUGACGCUUUACAACUUUGUCACCGGCUCUUAUCCCUUUGAGGGUGAAACCAUAUUCCGAUUAUUUGAGAACAUUGCCACGUGCGAGUUCGAGGUCCCCUCCCACGUGGGACCCGUCUUGGAGGACUUGAUCCGGGGUAUGCUAGCCAAGGCACCUGAGCACCGCUUGACCUUGGUUCAGGUCCAGUCCCACGAUUGGGUCCGAAAACGUAUCCCGCCCAAUGAACCGGCCGUGCCCGUCAAACUCCGCGCCGAUGACGAUCUCGGCCUUUCUUCCACUGUGCUGCCCUACAUUUGUGAUAUUCUAAGUCGGGAAGAGUUCGAAGAGGACCACCAGGGCCUCACCGAAUGUCCCAUGCUGGUCACUGGUCACGAAUUGAACCAGGAGAGCCACCAUGCCAAUGGCAAUGGCGCGGGACAUUCGUCCGGCACGCGCGGCACACGCGGCACACGCGGCUCAUCCUCGGACGAAAAGACCACGAAAUGCAUUAAAGUUCGAAAACUGGGCAGCUGUUUGCUCUCCUGACUACGGUCAUGUCGCCUUGGCCACAUACGGACCGGGCAGGGGCGUGUCGAAGAAUGAAUAUUAUGAACUUGGGGUAACCCCUUGGACCCCUUCUCAUUGCAUUACUAAGUCAAGAGUCAAGGAUCGAUCUAUUAUUACUCGCUGCCUCUCCUCCUGCUUUUCCUACUCCUGUACUUCCGAGUGAAACGAAAAGCCAUUCAGUGUCAUACCAACAGCUACUAUUGUACUUGUCAACCCCCCUCGCCCUACUCUCUCUCUCUGUCUGUCUCUGUCUGUCUCUCUCUCUCUCUCUCUCUCUCUCUCAUAUCUUCUUUCUCGAUUUAAAAUGUCUUGAUAUCUGUGUAAGAACCAAAAUUCAUGCUUGUGAACUAGAGUGAUUCAUUCAUUCCUCCA
This is a messenger RNA of Tigriopus californicus, 1979 nucleotides long. RefSeq names its product serine/threonine-protein kinase STK11-like (gene Lkb1). Lineage: Eukaryota; Metazoa; Arthropoda; Copepoda; Harpacticoida; Harpacticidae. The coding region runs from base 93 to 1586 and encodes 497 amino acids. Gene Ontology annotation, biological process: establishment of cell polarity; protein phosphorylation; glucose homeostasis. Gene Ontology annotation, molecular function: ATP binding; protein serine/threonine kinase activity; protein kinase activator activity. Gene Ontology annotation, cellular component: cytoplasm. The transcript has a single exon. The record is from RefSeq and is a predicted model, not a curated record.